Prosopis cineraria is the source of this 1216-nucleotide messenger RNA. Its product is annotated as GDSL esterase/lipase At2g03980-like. The record is from RefSeq and is a predicted model, not a curated record. The transcript is spliced from 5 exons. Bases 69 to 1130 code for a protein of 353 amino acids. Lineage: Eukaryota; Viridiplantae; Streptophyta; Magnoliopsida; Fabales; Fabaceae. Gene Ontology annotation, molecular function: hydrolase activity, acting on ester bonds.
AGUGGAUACCAUUGGUUUCCUUCGUUGUUUCUAAAGCAGAAAGCCAGACUUGGAUAUAAGAAAAAGAGAUGGAAAAUUCAAAAAUAUUAUUGUUUCUGGCUUUCUGCUUCUUCCUCAUUGCACAACAAAUUCUCUCGGUGAAAUCUGAAAAGCAUCCUCAUCGCUUGGUACCAGCCUUAUAUAUUUUUGGUAGUUCUUCAGUUGAUGCUGGAAACAACAAUCAUCUAAAUACAGUAGCGAAUGCAAAUAUGUGGCCUUAUGCCAUUGAUUUCAACAAUGUACGAGGUCGAUAUUCUAAUGGCAAAAAUUUGGCAGAUUUUGCAGCUAUUAAUUUGGGACUACCAUCGGCUCCUCCGUACUUGAAUUUGUCGGAUUCUCAAAGAAGUCAAAUAGCGACUGGAAUAAACUAUGGAUCAGGAGCGUGUGGAAUCUUAAACACAUCUAGAGUGGGAGAUUGUUUAUGGCUUGGGCAACAAAUCAAAUACUUUACCUCUACAGUGAAAAACGAUCUCCCAAAACAAAUGGAUGAAACCAAAUUGAGAAACCACUUGGCCAAAUCAAUGUACCUUCUGUUUAUUGGCCUCAAUGAUUAUAACCCUCUGGCUAAUGGCAACAUCACCGACCGAUACAGUGGACCAGACUAUGCAGAUUACCUCCUUGAUGAAAUUUCCAAGCAUAUCCAGACACUGUAUGAUCUUGGAGCCAGAAAGUUCGUGGUGCAGGGCGUUUCACUUUGUAAGCCAAAGCAAUAUGACCAAGAAAAAACUGUUAAAGGGAAGGUUUUAAACUGUACCUCAAGAUACUAUAGAGACAAACUUCCUGCAAAGCUAUCAUCUUUAGAAGCCAAGCUCAAGGGUUCCAUUUUCACAAUUUAUGAUAAUUAUAUGUUGCGCUACAACAUGCAGCAAAACCACCAAAAAUAUGGAAUCACAGAGAUAGAGGACCCUUGCUAUGUGAGUAGCACUAAUGAGCUGUGUUCUGAUAGAACAAAAUAUCACUUUUUUGAUAAAUGGGGUCAUCAAACUGAAGUCUCAUGUAAAGUUGCUAUGAAUGGCUGCUUCAAUGGAACUAUUUGCACUCCUUACACUCUUUUUCAGCUGGCCAAUAUGCAUAUAAACCACAAGCAAUGAUGGAAAUUUAUAGAUAAAUAUAUAUAUUCUGAUGUCAAGUUGUUAUGAAUUUUUUAUAUAAAAGAUGAUUUACAUUCUUCUUUUAA